CGCAAAUGUUAGACCAUGUUUAUCGCGAGUUUUAUCCAUAAAUUGACCCUACCUACCAACCCGAUAUCUGCCAGUUGUUCCCUGAGACUGGAUAAGACCGGAACGAACAUCAAAGAUUAUUCAGAAAAUAUGAUGGUGUACAAGGCAAUAUGGCUACCGUUAGUGGCGGUCCUUGUAAGUGUAGCAAAUUGCGUAACUUACAAGACAGUACGUACUCCAUCUGGACCCGUCAGAGGCAUUGCCAUUCAGAACAGAGACCGAUUAGUAUAUCAGUAUCGAAAUAUUCCUUAUGCUAAACCACCUGUCGGAGACUUGAGGCUUAGAAAACCAGUUCCAUUUGGUAGUUGGACAAAUGUCCUGGAUGCAACAUCGUUCGGACCGUCAUGUAUGCAAGAUCCAAAAUAUGUUUCAAACAUACUCGAAAAUAGGCAAAUGUCUGAAGAUUGUCUACAAUUAAAUGUGUACACACCAUACAAUGCUUCUCCUACGAACAGGAAAAGUGUGAUGAUUUGGAUACAUGGAGGGGGAUAUAUUCUGGGCCAAGGCACCAUUUACGACGCAUCAUCCCUCGCUAAUGUAGGAGAUGUUAUUGUUGUCACGGUGAAUUAUCGUUUAGGACUUCUCGGAUUUCUGAGUACAAUGGACGAUGCUUCGUUGGGAAAUUACGGUCUGUGGGAUCAGCGUCUUGCAAUUCAAUGGGUAAAGCAAAACAUCGCUGCAUUUGGUGGGGAUCCGAACUCAAUUACACUUUUCGGUGAAUCAGCUGGCUCCAUGAGUGUUGCACUGCAUGCUCUUAAUCCACAAAACCAAGGCUUGUUCCAACGCGUUAUCGGUGAAAGUGGACCUGCUAAUUCUCCUUUAGCAAUGAGUUUAGAGGCUAAGAAGGUGUCUAGAGGAUAUGGUAUUUUCCUCCACUGCAUAAAUGAACAUGAUGCAAAUGUCGACUCAUCUUUACUCGUUCAGUGUUUGAGAGGAAAAUCCGCUGCGGAAAUUCUAAGAGCUCAAAUGGAUUUAGACGAAGAAAAGUAUACGGACAAUAGGAUAGCACUGAGAGACGCACCUGUAGUUGAUGGCGAUCUUAUUAAAGCUUUUCCCGAAAAUGUAAUAUCCAAUAUCUCAUCAGCGGGCUCCAGUUUCUUCCGAUCCUUGGAUGCUAUAUUUGGCAAUACAGACGCUGAAGGGUCACUUCUGCUGGACAGCAACAUAAACGAUUUAGAACGUCAAUAUCAUUUUAAUGUUUCACUUGGUAUACCAACUCGAAUUCUAUGUGAUGUUCUUUCUCAAGAAUAUGCGAAAGACGUCUACAAUGGGAACAAGGCUGUCGCUGACGCCAUCUGUCAAAAAUACAGUCAAGUCGAUGGCAUUGAGCAAAGCAGAAAUGUCAUCGACAUGUACACAGAUGGCAUUAUGGUAGCCCCUACGGUCAGCACUCUCGACUGCCACUCAUCUCCUGGAUUGACCAUGGGCAGGAAUACAUUUCAGUAUAUGUUCACUAAGGAACCACAGGGUACGAACGUACGCCCUUCUUGGUUCACUGGGGCAAGCCAUGCCGCUGAACUUUCCUAUUUGUUCACGUUUGCUGGUUCCCAAGCAGAUGACCCAUUGCUGUCUUUGAUCAUGAUGACAUAUUGGGCAAAUUUCGCUAAGACCGGUUCACCAAAUGGUCCUGGUCUUCCUCAUUGGCCAAGAUACGACCAGGUAGCUGGGCUCUACCAACGAUUUGACAGCAAUAUAUCGCCACAAUAUCACGUGACACUUGACAGGGUCCAGUUCUGGAACCAAUACCUCCCAUCAUUAGCGAAGAAUACUCCAAGUACAGUCGUCGGAUAAAAACAUUCUAACAGCCAUCCUGAUUAUAUUUGUUAUGUUGACAUCAACCAGAUUAUUACAUCGUCGUUAUAUAUACCGUGAUUAUCAUAGACUUCUGUUGAAAAAAACAUUUUAAGAUGAUGAAAUAAUGUACAAUUUAAUUUAAACAUCCAGGUUUUAUUUCCCUUCAGUGUUUAGAAAAAAAGUAUUAAACAUUCAAUUCUU
Messenger RNA from Pecten maximus, 2034 nucleotides. Its product is annotated as acetylcholinesterase-like. Bases 16 to 1830 code for a protein of 604 amino acids. Gene Ontology annotation, molecular function: signaling receptor activity; neurexin family protein binding. Lineage: Eukaryota; Metazoa; Mollusca; Bivalvia; Pectinida; Pectinidae. Gene Ontology annotation, biological process: synaptic vesicle endocytosis; neuron cell-cell adhesion; chemical synaptic transmission. The transcript is spliced from 3 exons. The record is from RefSeq and is a predicted model, not a curated record. Gene Ontology annotation, cellular component: synapse; cell surface.